This is a messenger RNA of Poecilia latipinna (sailfin molly), 1416 nucleotides long. RefSeq names its product RAD51 associated protein 1 (gene rad51ap1). The coding region runs from base 256 to 1203 and encodes 315 amino acids. The record is from RefSeq and is a predicted model, not a curated record. Gene Ontology annotation, biological process: interstrand cross-link repair; double-strand break repair via homologous recombination. Gene Ontology annotation, molecular function: double-stranded DNA binding; single-stranded DNA binding. NCBI's taxonomy places the organism in Eukaryota, Metazoa, Chordata, Actinopteri, Cyprinodontiformes, Poeciliidae. The transcript has 9 exons.
UGAUCAACAAAACGUCACUUCCGGUGUUAUCCGGCGGGCUGGAUGAAAGCAGGAAGGACGCGCUACGACUUUACUUAACUAAAGCUGAAAUUGUUUUUAAUUAGAAAGUAAGAGUAAAGUUUUAAGUAGCCUUAGGCUAGCUUCUUCGGACACAUUUAGCAUUAGCGUAUUGUCACAGCAGUUGUUCGUGUUUAUAAACCAGCCGUUAAUGUUCCAAGAAUAAAAACUAAAUUUUGCUUCACAUUUACUCUGGACAUGGACCGACCAUCCAGGAAGACGAAGGUUGUGAACUACUGUGAAAACAAAGAUUUUGAUGAUGAUGAGGAUUUCGCCUGUUCGAAAGCACCGCCCAGCAAAAAGGCCAGAGAGGAAACGAAACACGAACAGAAGAAACCUCCAGUCAGGUCGUCCAGCCAAGAGUCAAACCCAACAGCAGCUCAGAGCGACAAGAGCAGAAAACCGCUGGAUGAAAAGUUGUAUGAAAGAGAUCUUGAAGCAGCCAUCACGCUUUCGUUACUCAAUAACUCAGACGGAUUAAACGAUUCUCCCACCACGGAUGUUAAAGUUCAAAGCCCCAUCGAUGAAAACACAGAUCCAGCUUCUUUGCUUCUGUCCAACUGCAGCGUGAAUGGAGCAGUUUUAGGCCUUGAUGAAAUCACAUCAGAGAAAGCAUCACCAGCUGCCAGACAAAAGAAGACCUCGUCUAAAGCAGCUGAGGUGCAGAGAAAGAAUGAUGAAGAUGAAGACUACAAACCUAAACUGACUCCAGAUUCAGAGAGCGAUGAAGACUUCAGUGAGCCCGAGAAGAGCGAGGAUGAGGAGUUUACAGUGAAGAAGUCCAGCAAGGCUAAAAGGAAGGAGAAAGUGACCAAGAAAGACAAACCCAAGCCAAGUCCCGCUCCCAGAAAAGAAAAGAAACAAUCAAAGUCUUCACUUUCUAAACCACAGGCUGCAGUAGUUUCCAAAAGUCCCCCAGCAGCCAAACUGGUUCCCAGUAAGCCAGCUUCAUUCAGUGUGAAGCCUGUGAGCUCUGUGAGUCCAGCAGGGGGCAGAAUACCGAAGUGGAACCCGCCAGCUCAGGUCGGUAAAAGUCCGAUCUCAUCCCAGACGCCGGCUGUGAAGUCUCCCAGCGCCGGGCUGAGACUGGGACUGUCCCGCAUGGUCCGGGUCAAACCGCUCCACCCGAGCGUCGCCACUCACUGACAGAUAAUCUGUCAAUGUUUUUAAUCCUGUUUGACUUCAGUCUCAGUUGUGAUGCUUUUCAGUUUGAAUUAGUUCAGAAUGAAUCUUUUCUUUGUUUAGAUUUCCUUAUAUCCUCUUUUUUUCAUCUGUUGUGUUGAAAAUAUUUUACUCAUCUUUAUAGUGCCUGUAUAUUCUGUACAUAAACAAAAAAAAUAAAGUUUAAAAGCAUUUAUC